This is a messenger RNA of Alnus glutinosa, 1400 nucleotides long. RefSeq names its product protein rough sheath 2 homolog. The transcript has a single exon. Lineage: Eukaryota; Viridiplantae; Streptophyta; Magnoliopsida; Fagales; Betulaceae. Bases 184 to 1311 code for a protein of 375 amino acids. The record is from RefSeq and is a predicted model, not a curated record.
CGGACAGAAGCAGAGAAAAGAAGAUACGACGCAGAGAAAAAAAGAUACAACAUAUAUAUAUAUAUAUAUAUAUACACAAUAGUCCAUCUCAAUCAACUAUGGCCUAGACACAGAGAGAGAGAGUGAGAGAGACGGAUCGCCAAUGAUCCUGACCAUCUCGAAAGCACAAAUGAUGGUGUUGAAAUGAAGGAGCGUCAGCGGUGGCAGCCAGAGGAAGACGCACUCCUCCGAGCCUACGUGAAGCAAUAUGGCCCCAAAGAGUGGAACCUCCUCCCCCAGCGCAUGCGGCAGCCCCUCCAGCGCGACCCCAAGUCCUGCCUGGAGCGCUGGAAGAACUACCUGAAGCCUGGCCUGAAGAAGGGCUCCCUCACCCCGGAGGAACAGUCCCUCGUCAUCUCCCUCCAGGCCAAGUACGGCAACAAGUGGAAGAAGAUCGCCGCCGAGGUCCCCGGCCGCACCCCCAAACGCCUCGGCAAGUGGUGGGAGGUCUACAAGGAAAAGCAGCUCAGACAGCAACAACAGCAGAAGAAGAAGGACGGCAACAGCAACAACGCCGCGGCCGCGGGGGAAUAUUCCGACUGUACAGACGGGAGUAUUCCGGCGGCGGCAGGUUCUCCGGAGAGGGUUGCUCAGGGUCCGUACGACCACAUCUUGGAGACAUUCGCAGAGAAGUACGUGCUUCAGCCCAAGCUCUACUACACGUUCCAGUCCUCCCUGAAUAGUAAUAGUAAUAUGGGUCCGGUGGCCGACCCUGAUCCGGUUCUGUCCCUCGGGUCCACGAGCUCCUCUUCUUCGACGACGUCGUCCGUACUUCCCUCGUGGAUGAACAUGAAUCCUUCGUGCACGACGUCGUCCUCGACUACGUCGUCGCCUUCCGUCAGCCUCUCCCUUUCUCCGUCCGACCCGAUUCCAGACCCGGACGCGAAUCCGACUCGCAUGUUUCCGGGUCAGCAAAUGGGCACGCUGAUCCAGUACUGUAAAGAGCUGGAGGAGGGGAGGCAGAGCUGGGUGCUGCACAAGAAGGAGGCCACGUGGCGGCUGAGCAGGCUGGAGCAGCAGCUGGAGUCAGAGAAAGCAAGGAAGAGAAGAGAGAAAAUGGAGGAGAUUGAGGCAAAGAUAAUGUCUUUGAGAGAGGAAGAGAAGGCUUUUGUGAGCAGAAUUGAGAGCGAGUUCAAAGAAGAGCUUACUGCCUUGCAGAGAGAUGCUGAGAGCAAGGAGGCCAAGCUGGUGGAGGCAUGGUGUAGCAAGCAUACCAUGCUGGCUAAGCUUGCGGAGCAGAUUGGCCUCACUGCUCCAAAGGGAAUGCACUAAUCAAAUUACCCAUUCGCUGCUGUUUUUCUUUUAUGGUUAUUGUCUUGCAUUUUGUAUCUCUUUUUUGUUAUUGGAAUGCAUUUUGCAUC